Molecule: messenger RNA, 426 nt
Organism: Fonsecaea multimorphosa CBS 102226
Lineage: Eukaryota; Fungi; Ascomycota; Eurotiomycetes; Chaetothyriales; Herpotrichiellaceae
Exons: 1
Coding region: 1-426 (141 amino acids)
Source: RefSeq, a predicted model, not a curated record
AUGGCUGAAAAAUUGCAUGAAACGGCCCAAAACAUUGUUGGAGAUAUCAAAUCUGGCCUCCAUGGCAUCCACGGCGCAGGCGAAGCCCUCCGGGGUGGCGCAAUGGAAGUACUGGAUACCGUCUUCCACAAAACAGAGGGUGAGGAGAGGAAUCGAGAGAUCGCCGAACAAGGUCUGGCGGAGAUGAGGGGGAGCGAAGGCCGAUUUGAAGAGCGACACCAUCAGUAUGAAGCACAUCAUCUAGGAACUCAGCACAGGGCAGAAAAAGAUCACCACCACAACACCAAUCACGGACAGGGAAGCCAUUUCGCCGACGCUCGUUCCAAGGACUUGGCAGCUGAAGAACAACGUAAAGCGACGGGAAUCGUGUCUGAGGAGGGCGACAGCUUGAGCGCCGCAAGGGCGGCUAUGGAGGGAAAGUAUUAA